ACUUCAAAAAAUUAGGAGCAUUCACGUCAACAAUGUGCAUAAACAACAAAUUAGCAGAUUUCGCCAAGGUUGGGCGGGUUAUCCUUGGUGUUGCACGUAACUACAAGCCACUUAAAAAUCCACCAAGAGAUCCAAUUAUUUUUGCCAAAUUACCAUCGGCGUAUUUAACACCUAAUGCUACGAAUUCGAAUCAUGUUGUGAUACCGCAAGGUUUUGUUGUAAAAGCAGAUGUGUCGUUAGGUGUAGUCAUUGGAUCUAAGGCUAAAAGAAUCGAAGAGGGUGAAGCGGACUGCGUAAUAGGAGGUUACUGUCUGGCGAUGGAUCUUACAGCUACGACUCCAUUGGAAUAUUUAAUGGAGAAUAGGUUACCUUGGACCAUAGCCAAAUCAUUUAAUACAUCGUGCGUUGUAAGUAAUUUUAUUCCAGCAAAAAAAUUAUACAAUCCAUACGAUACUGAAUUAUGGUUGAAACUAAAUGGUGAUUUGGUACAGAAAGCGAAUACAAAAGAUAUGCAUACCAGUAUCGCUGAAAUAAUCACAUACAUAUCAAGAUAUAUUACCUUAUAUCCAAAUGAUUUAAUAUUAACGGGAUCACCUCAUUCAAUUGCAAAUCAUCCUGCACAAUUAAAUCACGAAGAUGUAGUGGAAUGUGGUUUAGGUAAAGAUGUGUCAAUGAAAGUGAAAGUUUUAGAAGAAACUCAAUUGUCUGAUGAAGAUCUUGUACUCAAUUUUUAAUAUCUUGCUAAUAGUUGUUGGACGU
This is a messenger RNA of Chrysoperla carnea, 759 nucleotides long. RefSeq names its product acylpyruvase FAHD1, mitochondrial. The transcript is spliced from 4 exons. The record is from RefSeq and is a predicted model, not a curated record. Lineage: Eukaryota; Metazoa; Arthropoda; Insecta; Neuroptera; Chrysopidae. Gene Ontology annotation, cellular component: mitochondrion. Gene Ontology annotation, molecular function: acetylpyruvate hydrolase activity. Bases 33 to 734 code for a protein of 233 amino acids.